This is a messenger RNA of Pelodiscus sinensis (Chinese soft-shelled turtle), 1254 nucleotides long. Lineage: Eukaryota; Metazoa; Chordata; Testudines; Trionychidae. The record is from RefSeq and is a predicted model, not a curated record.
UUAAUCCACAGAUGUGCUCAUCUUCCCUCUCUAGAAUGCCUCAGACAUGCCAGAGACUAUUACCAGUCGGGACGCUGCUCGCUUUCCCAUUGUUGCCAGUUGUACCCUCUUCGGACUCUACCUCUUCUUUAAAAUCUUCUCUCAAGAAUAUAUCAACCUGUUGCUCUCCAUGUAUUUCUUUGUCUUGGGCAUCCUAGCUUUGUCUCACACCAUCAGCCCUGUCAUGAACAAAUUCUUCCCAGCUAACUUCCCCAGCAAACAAUACCAGCUUCUCUUCACCCAGGGCUCGGGGGAAACCAAGGAAGAAAUAGUGAAUUAUGAAUUUGAUUCCAAGGACCUUGUGUGCCUGGCUAUGAGCAGCGUCGUUGGCGUCUGGUACCUGCUGAGGAAGCACUGGAUUGCAAACAAUCUCUUUGGACUGGCAUUCUCUCUCAACGGUGUGGAGCUCCUGCAUUUGAACAACGUCAGCACUGGCUGCAUCCUGCUUGGCGGCCUUUUCAUCUACGAUGUGUUCUGGGUUUUUGGCACCAAUGUGAUGGUGACUGUUGCCAAAUCAUUUGAGGCACCGAUAAAACUGGUUUUCCCCCAGGACCUGCUGGAGAAGGGGCUGGAGGCCGACAACUUUGCCAUGCUGGGCCUUGGGGACGUGGUAAUUCCAGGGAUCUUCAUCGCCCUGCUGCUGCGCUUUGACAUCAGCCUAAAGAAGAACACGCACACGUACUUCUACACCAGCUUCGUGGCGUACAUCUUUGGGCUGGGCCUGACCAUCUUCAUCAUGCACGUCUUCAAGCACGCCCAGCUACGAGGAGAAUUCUGCGCCCAAGGAGGGGUCUGGAGACGCCACAGACGCAGCGACGGAACAGGAGAAAAAGGAGAAGUGACCUUGCACGUCGGGGCCAGGAUGGGCGUGUCGGGACCAGGCCGGGCUGGGAUCCACACUCCCCCCGCACGGGAUGAAGACGAAAAGACCAGUUGUGUAUCCGCAUCAUGUGCGUGUGUCUGUGUGCGUGUGUGCGCGUGUGUCCGGAGAAACCGUCGGGGUGGGAGCGUACAAGCCGCAGCGUUCUGCCCGAAGUCCUCCUGCCCCCCCGGCGCCCCCCGGGGCACAUCCGCAGCCACGCUCCCUUGGUUUAUUUCAUUUCUCCUCGUCUCCUAAAUGGGUAGAAAAAGGGGAGGGGCAAACCCCCGGGCUGGUUUUUAAAUUUUGUAUUGUGGACUCGCUUUCUCUCAUAUUAAACCAUCUGGAAGGAUGGA